Messenger RNA from Tuber melanosporum (Perigord truffle), 4196 nucleotides. RefSeq lists its product as uncharacterized. Bases 226 to 3543 code for a protein of 1105 amino acids. Gene Ontology annotation, biological process: nuclear-transcribed mRNA catabolic process, nonsense-mediated decay. The transcript has 4 exons. Gene Ontology annotation, cellular component: cytoplasm. The record is from RefSeq and is a predicted model, not a curated record. Gene Ontology annotation, molecular function: RNA binding; zinc ion binding; RNA helicase activity. NCBI's taxonomy places the organism in Eukaryota, Fungi, Ascomycota, Pezizomycetes, Pezizales, Tuberaceae.
CAACAAUUUUAUCUUCAGCUCCACCCACCACCUUCCUCUAUAAAGAACAGAACACCCGGAAAAUCCGAUAACUAACGCUCCACACACACCUUACAACUCCCUGCCGGAACUCAAGCCAUUCGUUAAGACUCUCUUGCUCCCAACUACGCUCUCGCCAAACGUGGGGCAAAAUCUGGACUCUAGGCAGCCCCACUUUAAUUUGAGCAAUCUUGCCAAUAUUUUGAUAUGGACGGUGUCUACACACAUUUAGGAAAUCAUUUCGAUGAUACCGCAUCAACAAUUGACACUGCCUCCGUCUAUGAUCUUAAGGCCCGACGCCACGAUGAUGAUGAGGAAACCGUCGAUGAGACGUUGAGCCUAGCCAGUGUUCCCGUCGGCCGUUCUGCUAUUGGCGAUAGAAAUUACGGAGAAGAAACGGACGGGCUUGGAAUUAAUGAUUCAAGAGAUGCUGAGACUGAGCUGCCCGCACAUGCUUGCGCAUACUGUGGGAUCCAUUCCCCUUCCUGCGUGGUAAAAUGUCUAGCUUGCAACAAAUGGUUCUGCAGUGCUAGGGGCAACACCUCGUCGUCCCAUAUUAUCAAUCACCUUGUUCGUGCUCGCCAUAAGGAAGUAUCACUUCACCCCCAAUCGUCUCUUGGCGACACAACUCUGGAAUGUUACAACUGUGGGACUAAAAAUGUUUUCCUGCUCGGAUUCAUACCUGCAAAGUCGGACACCGUCGUUGUUCUCCUAUGCCGGCAGCCAUGUGCGGCUAUGUCAUCUAAUAAAGAUAUGAACUGGGACACUUCUCGUUGGCAACCCUUGAUCGAGGACCGCUCGUUCCUCCCGUGGCUCGUUUCGACUCCCACUGAUGCUGAACAAUUGCGGGCCCGUCAUCUUUCUCCCCAAAUGAUUGGCAAAUUGGAGGAGCUUUGGAAAGAUAACGCUAGUGCUACAGUUGCUGAUUUGGAGAAAGGUGCUGGUGUUGAUGACGAACCUGCACCGGUCUUGCUCCGUUACGAUGAUGCAUACCAGUAUCAGAAUGUUUUCGGCCCUCUCGUCAAGAUUGAGGCGGACUACGAUCGUAAACUGAAGGAAUCUCAGAGCCAGGAUAACUUGAUUGUGCGCUGGGACCUGGGUUUGAACAACAAGCAUUUGGCAUCCUUUGUUCUUCCCAAACUUGAACUUGGCGAUGUUAAGCUUGCUGUCGGAGACGAGAUGCGUCUGCGUUACAUAGGCGAGCUCAGGCCUCACUGGGAGGGUGUCGGCUAUGUUAUCAAGAUUCCGAAUAACCAGAGCGACGAGGUCACCCUCGAACUUCGGCGCAACGGAGGGGAUAAAUCUGUGCCCACGGAGUGUACUCAUGCAUUCUGUGCAGAUUAUGUUUGGAAAGCUACGAGCUUUGACAGGAUGCAGUUGGCAAUGAAGAGCUUCGCAGUGGACGAGAUGAGUGUUAGUGGGUAUAUUUACCAUCGUCUACUCGGUCACGCUGUUGCGGCUGCUCCUCUUAAAACAAGUAUGCCGAGACGGUUUUCCGUACCAGGUCUUCCCGAAUUGAACGUGAGCCAGGUCCAUGCUGUCAAGAGUGUUUUGUCUAAGCCACUUUCCCUUAUUCAAGGACCUCCGGGAACGGGAAAAACAGUCACCUCGGCAACAAUCGUAUACCAUCUUGCCAAGACAAACGUCGGUCAAGUCCUUGUCUGUGCGCCCUCGAACGUCGCUGUGGAUCAAUUGACUGAGAAGAUACAUCGCACCGGAUUAAAGGUUGUUCGUCUUACGGCAAAGUCCCGUGAAGAUGUUGAUUCACCUGUUUCCUUCCUUUCUCUGCAUGAGCAGGUCCGCCUGAACGAUACUAAUGUAGAACUCGUCAAGCUUGGGCAACUUAAGAACGAGUUAGGCGAACUUUCUUCACAAGAUGAAAAGAAGUUCAAACAUCUUACCCGCAAUGCCGAGCGAGAGAUAUUAACAAAUGCCGAUGUGAUCUGUUGUACCUGUGUUGGCGCCGGCGAUCCCAGACUUGCGAAGCUGAAGUUCCGAACUGUUCUUAUCGAUGAGAGUACCCAGGCCGCUGAACCAGAAUGCAUGAUCCCGUUGGUUCUCGGAUGUAAGCAGGUUGUUCUAGUCGGUGACCAUCAGCAGCUCGGUCCGGUUAUUAUGAACAAGAAAGCAGCCCGUGCUGGUCUACAUCAGUCUCUCUUUGAACGCCUCGUCAUCUUGGGAUGCGCUCCUAUCAGAUUGAAUGUCCAAUAUCGGAUGCACCCCUGUCUUUCCGAAUUUCCCAGCAACAUGUUUUACGAAGGGAGUUUGCAAAACGGUGUUACCACCCAGGAGAGAUUGAGGAGAAAUGUUGAUUUUCCGUGGCCAGUAGCAGACACGCCAAUGAUGUUUUGGAGCAACCUGGGUAACGAAGAAAUUUCCGCCAGCGGAACCAGUUAUCUCAAUCGCACCGAGGCGUCCGCUUGUGAGAAGAUUAUCACUCGCUUUUUCAAGGCCGGUGUAUUACCAUCCCAGAUUGGUAUCAUCACACCUUACGAAGGCCAGCGUUCAUACAUUGUCUCUUCCAUGCAAACCAACGGGGCUUUACGUAAAGAACUUUACAAAGAAAUCGAAGUUGCCUCCGUCGAUGCAUUCCAGGGCAGAGAAAAGGAUUACAUUGUUCUCUCCUGUGUUAGAUCUAACGACCACCAGGGGAUUGGGUUUUUGAACGACCCUAGGCGCCUUAACGUGGCUUUGACGAGAGCUAAAUUUGGGGUAGUCAUCCUUGGAAAUCCGAAAGUUUUGUCGAAGCAUCCCUUGUGGCAUUAUCUUUUGCUCCACUAUAAAGAUAAAAAUUGUUUGGUUGAAGGGCCAUUGAGCAAUCUCCAGGUUUCCCUGAUUCAAUUUUCGAAACCGAGACAAAGCUACCGUAGCCCCCAACGUUACCAGAUGGCAUACCAAGCCGCUCCCAACGGAGGCGUCCUUACUGGCUCAAGGCUUCCGGGCGGUAUUGGUCCCGCCGCUACAAAUGCACCAAACCCCAUCAAGCCUCCAGCCAGGCAGCCCGAGUACAACGACUCCGGAAGUGUGAUAGGCUACAUACCCGAUGAUGUUAGCUCGGUCCAUUCCGUUGCAGUUACUAGCGCUUUUCCACCAAUGUUUAGAGGGUUUGCCAUGGAUAAUUGGCCCGCUCUUCCCCGCGGCACAGCACCAUCUACAAUUGCGCCCAGCGAGGCAGAUGUGUCAUCAAUUGCGGGUGCCAGUUCUGUCACUGGCGGUGGGGGCGUUCCGCUAGGUUCCUCCGCGAAUUCGGUUGCCGGCGGUAACGCAAUUGGGGGAAAGUCAACAAGCCUGAGUCAGAGCGAUAGAUUGAAGAGAUAUGUUGAGAGUGGCAGGGCGGGGUCUGGAAUGAGCAUGGGGAUGGAUCUGAGCGGGGGAUAUAAAACUGGGGUGGAAGGAAGUGUUUAUGGAGGCAGCAGUGUUGGGGGAGUCGGUGUUGGGCUAGGGAGGCGUGGGGAUCUAGACGACGAUGUCAGAAGCGUCUCUACCGCCUUUGCAAGCCAGGUUGGGAUGACCAGCUACGAUUGAGAUCCUCAAGCGCUCCCACAAAAGAUGUGGGUUGUCGAAGGAAAAACUCCGAGAAUAGUGGAACCGUCGCAUUAUGGAAGAAUUGCCCGUUGGGUUCUUUCGAGUCUAAAAGGUCUACCGAAGACUACUGUCACCUGUCAAAAUCCCUACCUACCUCAACCUCGUUCCUCCUCUCCCUUCCCUAGUCUUUGCAUGAAAUGGCUAGGGGUGGUACCACAGCCAUCUGUAAUGCAGUGGCUACUGGAUCUAUCAUCAUCCUGGGAAGCUUUCAUCCUUUAUUUGGAUGUGCGAGUGAUUCCCGGGAAAAGUUGUGUUUGGGUUAGAUGGAAUUGUGGGAAUCUGUUUAGGCUUUUCGCUGGGAUACUGUUGUUGAUAGAUCGAAUUCAAUAUUUAGUUGACGCAUUCGUAAUGAUCUUUACUUUUUGUUAUAAUUUGGAGGGUACUUUGUUGUGGGCGCUGUUUUCUCCCCAGGGUAUUUUCAGUAUUAUGGUAGGUAGCCAUGAUUUCUCCCGUGAUGAGGGACACAUCCUAACUAAGUGCUAAGAGGCUGUUUUUUCUUUCAUUCCAUUAGCAUUCUACAGGUAGUCUAGACUAUUCUCUUAUUGUUUAUACUGUACUUUUAUAGUGACACAUAGAAUCGAGGUUACAAGACA